Messenger RNA from Trichosurus vulpecula (common brushtail), 1235 nucleotides. RefSeq names its product proteasome 20S subunit beta 4 (gene PSMB4). The coding region runs from base 34 to 828 and encodes 264 amino acids. The record is from RefSeq and is a predicted model, not a curated record. The transcript is spliced from 7 exons. Gene Ontology annotation, cellular component: proteasome core complex. NCBI's taxonomy places the organism in Eukaryota, Metazoa, Chordata, Mammalia, Diprotodontia, Phalangeridae.
GCGCCUUCAUUUCUCCUCGCCAGAGUGACUAAGAUGGAACCGUUGCUAGAGCCGCGGUUGGGUUUGUGGGCCGGGGGCCCCUCACCGGGCCAGUUCUACCGCAUCCCGCCCGUCUCGGGAGCUCUCCCGGGGCCGGACAGCACGGUCUGCGGAAGCCCGAUUACUCGGACGCAGAACCCAAUGGUGACAGGGACCUCUGUCCUAGGUGUGAAAUUUGAGGGUGGUGUAAUAAUUGCAGCUGAUAUGCUGGGUUCCUAUGGCUCCCUGGCUCGUUUCCGAAAUAUCUCUCGAAUCAUGCGAGUCAACAACAAUACCAUUCUUGGUGCUUCUGGGGACUAUGCUGAUUUCCAGUAUGUGAAGCAAGUCAUUGACCAGAUGGUGAUUGAUGAAGAGCUGCUAGGUGAUGGACACAGCUAUAGCCCGAAAGCCAUCCACUCUUGGUUGACUAGAGCCAUGUACAGCCGUCGCUCCAAGAUGAACCCGCUCUGGAACACCAUGGUUAUUGGUGGCUAUGCUGAUGGGGAAAGCUUCCUGGGCUAUGUGGACAUGCUUGGUGUAGCCUAUGAAGCCUCUACGCUGGCCACUGGUUAUGGUGCCUACUUGGCUCAGCCCUUGAUGCGAGAGAUUUUGGAGAAGAAGCCAGUUCUAAGCCAGGCAGAGGCACGGGAGCUGGUGGAGCAUUGCAUGCGUGUGUUGUACUACCGAGAUGCUCGAUCUUAUAACAGGUUUGAAAUUGCCACAGUGACUGAGAAAGGAGUUGAAGUGGAGGGACCUCUCUCUGCAGAGACCAAUUGGGAUAUUGCCCACCUGAUCAGUGGCUUUGAGUGAUGCAGUUUUAUCUCCAGCCUCAUCUAUCGUGCCCUAGAACUCCUGGCCCUGCUAUUAAGGCCAUGUUGGCUGUCCCAGGACUGAAAUUUGACUUUUUCCUUUUGAGAUUGGUAGGAAAUAAAUAAUUCUGGACCUCCUGUCUUUGUCCUUGUGGGAUAAGAUGGGAGCCUUCUGUGCAGACAGUGGUGUAAGUCUUUAUUCCCUCUUCCUCAAGAGAUCUUUGUUCAAGAGAAUUAAUUUGUUCUAUGAAGACAUGGCACCUACACUGCUGAUUUCUUUCCGACUCUGUAGAAGAAUCCUUAAGUAUAUGUGGCCUGAAAUAAACAUGUUCCUCUAAGAUUGAUGCUAAUGUAUUCUUAACCAUGGUUUCAAUAAAACUAAGAAUAAAAAUUAUUUCAUAGCCCAAA